AUGUUGGUGAGUUCCCUUCUGGUGUCUUUCCUCAACUGGUUUCUUUUCUCUUUUCAAUCUAUUUCUCUUUUUAGCCUCUUUCCUCUACCAGUCUUUUUCAGUUUCCUGCCACUUUCUUCUACCAGCCUCUUUCCGUUUCUGGCUUCUUUCCUCUACCAGCCUCUUUCCGUUUCUGGCUUCUUUCCUCUACCAGCCUCUUUCCGUUUCUGGCUUCUUUCCUCUACCAGCCUCUUUCCGUUUCUGGCUUCUUUCCUCUACCAGCCUCUUUCCGUUUCUGGCUUCUGUCCUCUACCAGUCUCUUUCAGUUUCUGGCUUCUGUCCUCUACCAGUCUCUUUCAGUUUCUGGCUUCUGUCCUCUACCAGUCUCUUUCAGUUUCUGGCUUCUGUCCUCUACCAGUCUCUUUCCAUUUCUGGCCUUUUUUCUCUACCAGUCUAUUUCCAUUUCCAAUCUCUUCCCCUUCUGACCUUUUUCCUCUUUCAGGCUCAUUCUAUUUCCAGCCUCUUUUCUCUAUCAGUCUCUUUCCAUUUCUGGCCUCUUUCCUCUUCCAGGAUUCCAAUUUUUUUUCCUCCUUUCCAUUUAUUUUUCUCUUCUGGACUUUUUCCCUCUCUGGCCUCUUUCUACUUCCAAUCCGUUUUUCCCUUAUGGUCUCUUUUUAA
Molecule: messenger RNA, 657 nt
Organism: Acanthosepion pharaonis
Lineage: Eukaryota; Metazoa; Mollusca; Cephalopoda; Sepiida; Sepiidae
Source: the annotation of a GenBank genome assembly